This is a messenger RNA of Andrographis paniculata, 2316 nucleotides long. Its product is annotated as MACPF domain-containing protein At4g24290-like. The transcript is spliced from 7 exons. Gene Ontology annotation, cellular component: plasma membrane. Gene Ontology annotation, biological process: plant-type hypersensitive response; regulation of salicylic acid mediated signaling pathway. The record is from RefSeq and is a predicted model, not a curated record. Bases 326 to 2194 code for a protein of 622 amino acids. NCBI's taxonomy places the organism in Eukaryota, Viridiplantae, Streptophyta, Magnoliopsida, Lamiales, Acanthaceae.
CUUGAGACUUAUUAGUAGCAGUAAUUUUCAACGAUUAAUGCACCUGGAAGGUGGCGUAGGAUAGCAGGCACCAGCCCAGACCCAAGGAAGAAGGCGGGCGGUGCGUGGCGGCGGACGACACGACACGACAACUCCGGUCAACGUUCAGAGCCCACCUUUCGCUGCCCUUUCCCCUCUCUCUAACUAACCCCUCUUUCGCUUCCCCUAUUUGUUGUUUUCUAAUCGUUCAAUUCGAUCGAAUUCCAGUCUUGCCCAUCACCAACCAAACCCCAUCCCAUCAGCGUUCGAUCGGCACGUGCUUCUCCUCUUUCUAACUUCGCCGGCCAUGUUCGAGUCCUUGCAGGACCCGGAGAAGAAGCCGAUUGAGGUGCGGGCCACCGAAGCCCUCGGCCAAGGCUUUGACCUCGCCAGCGAUUUCCGGCUCAAGUUCGUCAAGAGAUGCCCCCAUGGCUGCAGGCUGGUGCACUUCGACGAGCAGCGCAAGCGGGACGUCGUGCUCCCCGGAGGCGCCACUGUACCAGGUGUGCCGGAAUCGAUUCGCGUCGAUAAGGGGGAUCACAUUAGGUUCAAGUCCGAUGUACUCCAAUUCAAUCAGAUGUCAGAGCUACUGAAUCAGAAAUCAUCAAUUCAGGGAAAAGUUCCUUCAGGCUAUCUUAAUGCCAUUUUUGAUCUUAGUGGAGCCUGGUUAAACGAUGCUGCUGACGCGAAGUACUUAGCAUUUGAUGGCUAUUUCAUCUCUUUGUACUAUUUACACCUAACUGCAUCACCAUUAGUACUGCAUGACCAUGUUAAAAGUUCAGUUCCACGCCAUUGGGAUCCGGCUGCACUGUCCAGAUUUAUCCAGACCUAUGGAACACAUAUAAUUGUGGGAAUGGCAGUUGGAGGACAAGAUUUGCUGUGUGUUAAACAGAGGCCAUCUUCUCCAAUUCCUCCAGCCGAACUGAAGGGAUAUUUGGAGGAACUUGGAGAUUGCCUAUUUUCUGAUGCUAAUAGUCCUAUAUUGGAGAGAAUGGCAAAAGAUAACAAAAAGAAGGUUCCAGAGGUAUUUAAUCGUAUGCUACAGGCACAUACAAUGCAGUUUACCAGCAUCACCGAAACAUCAAGCAAGGAUGGACUUACACUUAUUUGGUCAAAAAGAGGAGGUGAUGUGUUUGCACAAAGUCACUCCAGAUGGCUCCAGACGAUGGCGGCCAAUCCAGAAGCUGUUCUCUUCAAAUUUGUGCCAAUAACAUCUCUACUGAAUGGAAUUCCGGGAAGUGGCUAUCUUAGUCAUGCCAUUAAUUUGUACCUAAGAUACAAACCCACUUUGGAGGACUUGCCGUAUUUUUUGGAAUUUCAAGUUCCAAGCCAUUGGGCUCCUUUAUUCUGUGAGCUGCCCCUAAGGCAUCAAAGGAAGAAGACAUCUUUCCCUUCUUUGCAGUUUAGCUUCCUAGGUCCGAAGAUGUAUGUUAGUUCAUCUCAGGUCACAAGCGAUCAAAAACCCGUGAUUGGUCUCCGUUUGUAUUUGGAAGGGAAGAAGAGCAACCGGUUGGCAAUUCACGUGCAGCAUCUAUCAAGUCUGCCGAGCAUUAUGUCCUUCACCUCCGGAAAUCAAACCACACACAAACCACAGUGGCGAGGCUCCGAUGACUACGAAUCCUCCAACCAGUUCUUGGAAGCAGUGAGAUGGAAGGGAUAUGCAAAAGUAUGCGCAUCUCUAGUCAAGCACGACCCGAGCUGGCUGCUGCAAGGAGAAAACUCCAACGGCGUUUUCGUUGUGACCGGCGCACAGCUCAUUGUGAAGGGCAAAUGGCCGAGAAAAGUCCUUCACCUCCGGCUGCUCUUCGCCCACAUUCCGAACUGCACCAUUCGAAAGACCGAAUGGGCUGCCGCACCCGACUCCUCCCGCAAGUCGAGCUUCCUCACGAAUCUGAGCACAACAUUCUCGUUCACGCAACGAGCCGUGGCCGACGCAUCAAAGCAACAGCAGCAGCUCCCGGCGACGUUGAACUCGGGUGUUUACCCGGACGGGCCGCCUGUCCCUGUUCGGUCGACAAAGCUGCUGAAAUACGUGGAUGCUAGUGAGGUUGCGCGCGGGCCGUAUGACAGCCCGGGACACUGGCUGGUAACGGCGGCAAAGCUAGUGACGGAAGGGGGGAGGAUUGGGCUGCAUGUGAAGUUCGCGCUGUUGGAUUAUCUUCAGCAGCCGGAGUAGUGUUGUGAUGUAAUGUACAUAUAUAUAAAUAUAUAGAUACAUGGUAGAAUCUACAAGCUAAGGUGUGAUUGACAUUAGUGUGGUUUGUGCUUGUGUUUGAUGUUUUGGGGUUUUUUUGGUUA